Molecule: messenger RNA, 387 nt
Organism: Strongyloides ratti
Lineage: Eukaryota; Metazoa; Nematoda; Chromadorea; Rhabditida; Strongyloididae
Product: Ubiquitin-60S ribosomal protein L40
Exons: 2
Coding region: 1-387 (128 amino acids)
Biological process (GO): translation; protein ubiquitination; modification-dependent protein catabolic process
Cellular component (GO): cytoplasm; ribosome; nucleus
Molecular function (GO): ubiquitin protein ligase binding; structural constituent of ribosome; protein tag activity
Source: RefSeq, a predicted model, not a curated record
AUGCAGAUUUUCGUUAAGACUCUUACUGGUAAGACCAUCACUCUUGAGGUCGAGCCAUCAGACACCAUCGAAAAUGUAAAAGCCAAAAUUCAAGACAAAGAAGGAAUCCCACCAGACCAACAACGUCUUAUUUUUGCCGGAAAACAACUUGAGGAUGGACGUACUCUUUCUGAUUACAAUAUUCAAAAAGAAUCUACCCUUCAUUUAGUUCUCCGUCUUCGUGGUGGUAUCAUUGAACCAUCUCUUCGUACUUUGGCUCAGUCAUACAAUUGUGAGAAGCAAAUCUGUCGUCAAUGUUACGCUCGCCUUCCACCACGUGCAACUAAUUGCCGUAAGAAGAAAUGUGGACACAGCAAUCAAUUACGCCCAAAAAAGAAGUUGAAGUAA